AUGUCAAGUAAGAAAAUCGAGCAGUGGGAAAUCGAACGUUACUGGGAGAUCUUUGCAUCAUUAGCUAAUGGCCAGCCGCGUCUGAACAACUCACAAGCGGCUUCAGUGCUCAGGAACAGUCGGCUUCGCGAUGAACAGCUGGAGAAGGUCUGGGAUUUGGCCGACGUCGAUGGGGACGGUGAAUUGGAUUUUGAGGAAUUUUGUGUUGCUAUGCGAUUGGUAUUCGAUAUAGUUAAUGGUGAACUUCGAAGUGUCCCCACUGUCUUGCCCGAUUGGCUCGUCCCUGAGUCCAAGUCCCAUCUAGUCCAUGCAACUCGGGCUUUGGGUAGUCAAGAGCAAUUUGAACGGAUAGAAGAUGAAGACGACACGCCCGGUCUGAAAGAUGGCUUUGACUGGUACAUGAACCCAUCCGAUAAGACCAAGUACGAAGAGAUCUACUCCGCCAACAAGAACCACCGCGGUGAAAUUGCCUUUGAAUCUUUACAACCGCUAUACGAUUCCCUGGAUGUUCCCGACACCGACAUCCGCUCUGCAUGGAACCUGGUGAACCCCUCCGCUUCAUCAGCAAUUAACAAAGAUGCUACUCUUGCGUUUCUGCAUAUCCUGAACUACCGACAUGAAGGAUUCCGCAUUCCACGCACAAUCCCUGCCUCCCUACGCGCUUCGUUCGAAAACAACAAGAUUGACUACCAGCUUGACAAUACCCGUCCGUCGCAGAGAUGGGCGAAUGGCGACACAGAGACUCCUAGUGGCCGAAAAGCCAAAUUUGGCGACACAUACCUGAGUCGGCUAGGUGCAGGGAGUAAAACUUCCUACACUCCAAAGGGAACAGACUUCAGUGAAACCAUCCAGGAUGAGGAGUGGGAGAGGGUCCGUUUGAGGCGCGAACUAGCGGAGUUAGAAUCCAAGCUGGAUUCUGCUCGAAAGGCUUCCGAAGGGCGAAGAGACCAACCCAGGAACGACGGCAGGCCCAACUGGGUCUUGAUCAAAAAGGAAGCCCUUCAGCUUCUGGAGUAUAAAGAGCGUGAGCUCCGAGAACUAAGGGAGGGCACAGGCCGGUCCAAAGAAGGUCAGGAUUUGCAACGACUCAAUGAAGAUGUUAAAGCCGUCGGUGAGCAGGUUGAAGGGUUGAAAAGCCAUCUUGCACAGCGGAAUGAUACUCUUGCCGAUGUACGAAGACAGAUUGAAGAAGCACGACUACCUCGGUAG
This is a messenger RNA of Aspergillus tanneri, 1209 nucleotides long. RefSeq names its product cytoskeletal adaptor protein SagA (gene end3). Gene Ontology annotation, biological process: actin filament organization; actin cortical patch assembly; endosomal transport. The record is from RefSeq and is a predicted model, not a curated record. The transcript has 3 exons. Gene Ontology annotation, cellular component: cytoplasm; nucleus; mating projection tip. Gene Ontology annotation, molecular function: calcium ion binding; protein binding. Lineage: Eukaryota; Fungi; Ascomycota; Eurotiomycetes; Eurotiales; Aspergillaceae. Bases 1 to 1209 code for a protein of 402 amino acids.